Caenorhabditis elegans is the source of this 5250-nucleotide messenger RNA. It is a transcript of the gene shc-1, whose product is annotated as SHC-transforming protein homolog 1. The transcript is spliced from 5 exons. Gene Ontology annotation, cellular component: plasma membrane; nucleus; cytoplasm. The record is from RefSeq and is marked reviewed. Lineage: Eukaryota; Metazoa; Nematoda; Chromadorea; Rhabditida; Rhabditidae. The coding region runs from base 3975 to 4658 and encodes 227 amino acids.
UUUUCAGAGAAUGUAUACAACACGUUGCAGCUACUGUUGGCGUGACUGCGGCUCGAGAAAUCAAUCCAGUUGUUAGUAGGGUGAGUUUUUUUUUGUGAAUUAAAAAAACAAAAGAAAAUAAAAUAAAAAACUUGCCAUUUUCUGGGCAUGGCUAAUGGUAAAAAUUUACAAAACAUUUUCUCAUUAAUUUGAUAUUAAGUGUUACCAAAAAUGCAUGACCAGCUUUGCAAAAUGUUAAAAAAAAAGGACCCGUGAAAUGUCGGCCGCGCUACGAUAUCUUCAAGAAUUAUUUCAAAUUAACAAGCUGUCCAAAUUAAUGACUAAAAAAUUAUAGCAACCGACAUCUCACAGGUUGUUAGAGAAAGGUUACAUGGUGCAUCGACCGGAAAUAUCUGACUCAACUUUGACUACUUAUAUCUCUGCUGGUUUUGGUUUUUUUUUGAAAAAGUGUCAAUUGACAAAAUAUUUAUCGUUUUUUCUACUACAACUUUGCAUUUUAACACUUUUUGAUAGCAGCAGACUUAGGCUUAGGCUUGACUUAGGCUUAGGCUCAGGCUCAUGCUUAGUUUUAGGCUAAGGCUUAGUUUUAGGCUUAGGCUUAGGCCUACUCUUAGGCCUAGUUUUAGGCCCAAAGGAUAACCUCCCGGAAAUACCGAAAAAUCCAAAAAAAAAGUUCUAACCAACCUCUUCAGUCUCCUCAACUUCCACUUCCUGGGGUUUUAAAAAUUGCGAAAAAACAAUUAAAUCCCAAAAUUGUUUAUUCACAUUUUUCACAACAAAUGCGCCUUUCUGAUUACACUGAGGACAUUUUUUAUCUCUAAUUUUCUCACGACAACUGUCACAUAACGUAUGACCGCAUGUGCCGAUGCAAGGGAUUCGGAUGGCGUUGUCUGUAAAAACAUCCAUUUUUGGAGCGUGUCCUAUAUUUUGUAAGUAGAGAUUUUUGAAAACUGACAGGAUUGUCGCAUGUUUCGACCCCUACAAUUUUUCAAUACAAAUAAUUAAAACAAAAUUGAAGUAUAAAAAAUGUAGGAAAACAAAUUUUUUUUUUGGUCGACUUCCAAAAUUAUGAGUGGCAAAAACUGAGUGGUUGUCACUUUUUGACAGUAAAUAAAAAAGUUUCUAAAAACUUUUGAAAAGUUUUAUUAUGAUAUUCGGUACUUUUCGGAUUAAAGGAGUGGAUCUUAACAAUCUUCCCACUGGCGCUACUUCACCUCUAAUGAUUUAAAAAUGAGUUUUUUGUAAAAUUUGAAAAAUCAUUAAAAUAAUUUUUUUAAAACAUAAUUUUCAGUAAUUACACCCAACUCUCUAAAUUUCCAAAAAAAAUGAAAACUUUCAGAAAAAUUUCCAACAAUAUUCACCAUAUUCCUCAUAGCAAAUUCCACACUCUGCAACUUUACUCAUUAAAAAAAAAACAACUAAAUGUAUUUAUUGAAGAGAAUUUCAAAAAGUCAAAUUCAUCAUUUAUAUAUUAUAUACUAAUGUAAGGUGAGAAAUUGUCUAAGGAACCAUAGGAAUGUUUCCUUCCUCAUCGCAAUUUCUCAUUUCAUGAGUUUACUACUUUCCUGCAAAAAGAUAACAUGUAUCUUAGGAACUAAUUUUUAUUUCAAUUUAUUUAUUCGAAUCGCAGAAAUUUCCGGCAAUUUUGGCUAUUGCCGAUAUUACAGAAACUAAAUUUGCAAAAGUUAUCAGUUAUCGGUAAUUCUAAGCCUAAGCUUAAACCUAAAACUAAGCCUAAGCUUAAGCCUAAUCCUGAGCCUAAGCCUAAACCUAGUAAAUAAUUUUACCUCUAGUUUCACUAUGUAUCAUUUCAAUUCAAUAACAUGCAAAAAAGUAAAUGGACAAACUCCACUAAAUUCAGAAAACCUUUGCUUCUGGUAAAUACUCUUUAGGCAGCAGGUGAUUUUAAUUGUCUAUAGGUGUUAUAACUCCACAAUAAAUUCUUUUAACAAGUUAUUAUAUAUUUUUAUUUCCAGCUCCCACUAUGAAUGUUGACUUUAAAGACCCUGUAUGGCUAAUCAAUAGUUACAAUUUUGUUGGUAUUUUUUCUAUAUCAAUAAAUACGGCGACUAUUUUUUUUGAUUAUUUUCAAAAGCGAGAAGAUGGAGAGUAUGAAGUAUCAUAUUCUGGCGUUUCAGGUGAUCUCCUUUAAAUGUGGAGUAUCGAAAUCUGGAAAAUAUUUUUAAUUGACUCCAAAUUUUCCGCUGAUUCCGAAUCUCGAUGUGAAAAAAAUCAAAAAUUCAAAAAAAUCUGAUAGAUUUGGAUUCUAGAUUUUUUAAAAAUAUUAUAGAUGAGUUUUUGGGACAGGAAAGUAAAUUUAAGCCGCGCUAGAGAGGUUUUUGUGUCGAGUUCCAAUUUUCACAGGUAUAUGUAGGCGCAAAAAAACAAAAAUAAAAAUUAUGGAAUUCCGGAAGAAUUGAAGUAAAUUUAAGCCGCGCUAGAGAGGUUUUUGUGUCGAGUUCCAAUUUUCACAGGUAUAUGUAGGCGCAAAAAAACAAAAAUAAAAAUUAUGGAAUUCCGGAAGAAUUGAAGUAAAUUUAAGCCGCGCUAGAGAGGUUUUUGUGUCGAGUUCCAAUUUUCACAGGUAUAUGUAGGCGCAAAAAAACAAAAAUAAAAAUUAUGGAAUUCCAGAAGAAUUGAACUCAUCCCACCCCUCCCACUCCCACUCCCCAGUCGAAGCAGUUACCGACUGAUCCAGGGAGGAUGAGGGAAGCCUAGCUCCUCGGUGUGUGUGACUUUUCCGACCUAGAUUUACAAAUUAAAAUCAAAACGGUUCACGGAAAAAAGUAAUGACUGUUGAAAAACUGCUUAUUUUAUUGCAUUUGUUCAAUUUAUUAAAUUUUCCAAUUUCCCGGUUGCCAAAAAAUCAAUAAAAUUCAAUUUUCAGAAAACCAAUAAAAUUAUAUUUCUCAUCAAAAUUCAAAUUUCUAUGACGUCGCCAGAAUUAAAUUUCUAGGUCACCGGUGACGUCUUCAGGCAUAGUUUAAGUUUUCUAGGCCACCAGUGGCGUCAUUUAUUUCCCCAGGUAUAAUUUGAAACUUCUAGGCCACCGGUCACAUCAUUAAUUUGUCUUCCACGGUCAAAAUAUUUCUCUUCCAGAACUAAAAUAAGAUUUCUAGUCCACCAAUGACGUCAUAUCUUCUCCAAAAAAGCUAUCAAGGUUUCCUAGACCAUUAGUGACGUAAUAAGUAGGCAAUGAUAUUUCUAGGCCACGGCCCCCCCCCCCCCCCUCUGAUCAAAAAACAAAGUUAUGAGUCAACUUAACUUAUUAGAAUGCUGACUCACCCAGUCAACACCAAUCUAAUCUUUCCCUGUCUCCUCCCUACCACUGCCUGCGCCUCUCCGUCUCGCGCGCUCUCUCUCCCACUCCGCUCACCGCCUGCGUCUCCGUUUCUCUCCCGGUCAUUCCUCAUUCACUCAAUCUUGCAAAAUUUCGGUUGUAACGAAUUUCGAGUUAGAUUUUUUCUAAAAAUAAUCAAAAAUUCCGUCGAAAAAUCAACUUGCGGCGAUGCUCAACGUGGAGCCCUCAUUUGCAGAGGAGCUGCGGAGCAGCGGGGUUUCUCUGUCGGCUACUUACCUCGGAAGUGUUCCAGUAGUCGAGUCAAUUAACGUGAUGGUUUCCGAGAUGAGAGUUCAAGUUGUUUCGUUAGUUUUUCUUAUGGCUUAAAAUCAAAAAAAAAUCUUAUUCAAAAAUUUAGAAAUCAGGCGGUAGGCAGGCAUGAAGGCAGGUAACAUCUGCAAGCUCAAAUAUAUAAAAAAUCUACGUAAUAAAGUAACUGUUCAAUUUUCAGAGAAUGUAUACAACACGUUGCAGCUACUGUUGGCGUGACUGCGGCUCGAGAAAUCAAUCCAGUUGUUAGUAGGCCGACACUUCACGGGUCGAUGAAAAAGCCCAGGUAAACCAUCCUUAUUUUCAGGUAAUCGGUGAAGUGAAAAAAGAAAACUUCCCCGUAGACAUCAACAUUUCCUCGAAAAUGAUCAAAAUCAUAAAACAAAGUCGUCUAAUUCAACGUCAUCCCUUCUCAUUCUUCUCAUUCGGAGCCCAAGGCCAAAAGGGUACGGACACGGAGCUAAUGUUCGGCUACAUUGCAAAAAACAAGGAUGGAACGGAUCGUCGAUGCCACGUGGUGUUCAUCGAGGAUGUGCACAAGCUCAUCGACGUCCUUACCACUGCGAUCAAUGUGAACACUUUUGAUGCACAGGCGAAUGCUUCAACUUCUAACGAUGGAUUUACGGUGCCGGCGCCGCCGAUGAGACAUCGAAGUUCCCUGCAUCGACAGUCAUUUGUGUCGAAUUGCCGAGCACCUACUGUAACUGAGGAUGUUGUGGGGAAAGUUUGGUAUCAUGGAAAUUUAUCCAGAGAGGAUGCACAGGCUUUGUUGAAGACGGAAGGCGAUUUUUUGGUUCGACAAAGCGACCACACGCCCGGCAAGUACGUGCUGAGUGGCCGAACCGCUGAAAACGAGCACAAACAUCUCAUCCUACUGGACAAUCACAACAGAGUCCGAACCCGCGAUCGCACGUUCAGCAACAUCUCCGAGCUCAUCGACUAUCAUGUGAACAAUGGGAUGGCCGUAAGAUCAGAGGGUCGGGAUCGCGAGACGUCGUUGAAUCUGAUCCGACCUGUGCCGUGCCCCGGAAGUGAUGAUAUCGAAUAGAGUCGGAAUUUGUUUCCUAUUUUUUUUUCGAUUUCUAGCAGAAAUUGAAAGUCGAGUAGCAAAUUGCGUAAGACUUUUUCCUCUUCUCGUCGCCCCCCCCCCCUCUUUCAUAUAAUUAGGUAGUUGUCCUUCUACCGUAACAUGUCAUUACUAUCCUCUUUCUUUCCUUCUUUUUUUUGCGAUUCUCCUCCUCGGCCACGCUCCAAUUAUACCCCCCACCCACCUGUAUUCUUACGCCACCACCCCAACCAGCGCACACAUCUUUUUGUAUUCAUUUUUCCAUAUAUAUUUGUAUUAUUACUACUAUUACCCUCACUACUGUUAUCGAUUUUUCCCUCCACAAAUUUAUGAUUCUGCACUGGAUCAUUUGGUCGGUGGUUGUGGUGCUGCCACCGCUGAUUCGAUCGGUGGCCAUUGUGGACACUUCUAUUGCGUGUGAUAAGGUAGGGAUGGCCUAGAAAAGUCACCUAGUCCAACACUCCCACCCCGUAUCUAUGUUUCUGCCAUCUUGUGAUAUUUGCUCCAUACCAUAUACCCUGCCCAUUUCUGUCCUACUUUCAUAUCCUGAAAAAAUGAAGUAUUUGAGAAUCGA